Messenger RNA from Penicillium riverlandense, 1566 nucleotides. Its product is annotated as fungal specific transcription factor domain-containing protein. The record is from RefSeq and is a predicted model, not a curated record. Bases 1 to 1566 code for a protein of 521 amino acids. The transcript has a single exon. NCBI's taxonomy places the organism in Eukaryota, Fungi, Ascomycota, Eurotiomycetes, Eurotiales, Aspergillaceae.
AUGGACGGCGCGUGUGUCUUCCGCGAUUAUAGCAACGAGCAGUCUUCCAUGUACCUAGUGAAGGCAAUAUGUCUUGUAACCUGCAAAAUGAUGCAGGCGGCCCCUUUCCUGCGAAUGGACGCUGAUGGCCCACUUAUGGAGCCUUUAGAGUUUGCAUCUAAGCUGCUGACCGGUCUCAAUGCGGCUGUCAAAGCAGACCUUGAGCCCGAUAGGAUCGUCAAGGUCCAAGUUCUUGCACUGAUGCAUCUACACACGGAUGGGCUGGAUGGGAUGGACCGUGCAUCAAGUUGCCUAUCACAGGCCAUUUGUGAAGCGUGGUCGUUGUCUCUACAUGUGCAAAUUCCAGGGAGCCUGGAGCAAGAUCAGAACGACCUUUUGUGGUGGUCUCUGCGAAACUUCGACCGAGUAAACAAACCUAUUACGGGAGCGGCACCUUUCUUCAUUGACGACACUGACAUUGGACUUGAGCGUACCGGCCUAAUGAAAGACAGCUACCGCUCCCAGAUAAUGGAGGUAUCCCUGCGUUUGGGUGAUCUCAUGGUUACUGCAACCAAGGUUUAUAAAGCAAGCUGUAAAGCUGCCGUCGAUCAAUGUCAGGAAUUUCUAUCCCUCGCGGAGCUUACGUCGGGCACCGAUUAUUACCAUUUCCACAGAUCGCACAGAGGUAUAUUGUACCCCCAACCCCUCCUUCUCAAAUUAAUCUCGCGAUUAAGACUAAGGGAAAUAGCGUAUCUGGAGAUUUGGUAUCAUGUGGCUGCCAUGCUAUCCUGUCGGUACAGCGGACCGGGCAGCGUUCAAUACAAUCGACGCCUCGCAUCAGCUGAUCGUAUCGUCGAUUUAACCUCCUGUAACAAGGGUCAGAAUCUCCCCCCACUCCCUCUCGUGCCAUAUGCAAUGUCAAUGGCCCUUACAGUUAUAUAUCGCGCCUUGCGUGACAACCAACGUGAUACUAAGAGCGCGUAUGACGACCUCCUCGUGUGCUGCAAUGCUUUGGAGGCUAUGAGCAAAAUGUGGACAAGCACGAAGAGGGUGGUUCAACUUGCAAAGCGGUUGUUGAAGGUUAUAAACAAGCCUGGGGUCAUGAAUUCCAGGCAUCCGGGUAAUAGUACCGAUCACCUUCGCCGUGAAGCAGGGCCCUUCACCGUUACAGCUGCAGAUAAUUCCUCAACAAUCAGACAUCGAGCAGACAGUGGAUGUUCCAACGCUGAGGAAAUAGCAACAAUUCCACUUGGUGCUUCUCAGUCUCAUAAAGCAGUGCAUAACGGACAUGCGGCACAUCGUGACGAAUAUACACAGCAGUCGAACAAAAUGUGGCUAGGGUCCGAAACGUCCGACUUUCAGCUCGACAGGGCGAUCUUCGACUUGUUUGACGACAGUUUGCCAAUCGCAUUCCAAGAUCCUGCCACAUUGGAUUAUAUCCACUUCUCAAUGAACGAGAAUAGCUACUCCAGCAACAAUUUCCAGUUCUGCUCUAAUUUUGCCUCUCCGGACCUAGAAUAUGGUGACGACAGCCUUCACGCACACAUUGACUCGAACUUGAGAAUGGAAUUUGCGCAGAAUGAAUAG